Molecule: messenger RNA, 2976 nt
Organism: Rhinocladiella mackenziei CBS 650.93
Lineage: Eukaryota; Fungi; Ascomycota; Eurotiomycetes; Chaetothyriales; Herpotrichiellaceae
Exons: 1
Coding region: 1-2976 (991 amino acids)
Cellular component (GO): intracellular membrane-bounded organelle
Molecular function (GO): phosphatidylinositol binding
Source: RefSeq, a predicted model, not a curated record
AUGGAGGAACGUCCUGACCCUGUGGAUGUGCCCGUCAGCGCACCAUCCGAACCAUCCACCAGCAUCCCUGAACCGGCACUGCCAACGGGGAAACCGAUCAUUGCCUCUGCUGCAAUCGAUGCCACUCUGAGAUUUUUGGCAAAUGCCAGUAAUGAGACACUCGGAGCCUGCGCCGUGGGCUUGUGUGCCUCUACCUAUCUCGUGCUCGGCCGGGUUGGUCUGGUCUUGAUUGGCGCAGUCGGCGGAAUCGUCCUCCACGCUACCUGGGAGAGUCAGCAUAGUGGAAGAUCAAAUGCGGAGAGUCGUGACUUAAAUCGUCGAAGAAAAGAGCUCGGGAUUGAAGUGGCACAGAGAAUCCUCGACUGGCGAGAGAGAAGACAAAAGGAAAAGCAAGAAGAAAGUGUUUUUGACGAUCCCCGCGUCGAGAUUGAUCCCACCACGAAAACACUGGACUAUUCCGACUUCCCUCCGGAGACCGGACGGGCCCUGACCAGCUUGACCGAUGCCGUUGUAAGAGACUACGUGAAGUGGUGGUACAGUCCACUUCUUCCGAGAGAACAAUCCUUCCCAGCCAGCUGCAGACAAACCCUCACGAGUUUCAUCAUCUCCUUCUCCAACCAUGUUUCGCGCAAACGAGCCGCAGAUCCCUUCUUGGAUUUUCUAUCAAAUUCCACUUCGAUCGUCAUCGUCUUCCUGAACGAGCUGGGUGCGGCUUUGAAGGCUUCGCAGAAUCAGGAUGCCGAGACGGCCAUCAAGACAUACUUACGGCUUCAACCGGAGAGUAGCUUGGCCAAUGUGUUGAGCAGAGAGCAACAAGAACGCAAACUCAAUCUUGUUGCUGACGACAUCUUGCAAAAUUUCCUCGACCCUAAGGCGUACAGUUAUCCUCCGGUCAAAAUUUUCCUGCGCGAGGUGCUAUCCGGUCUCGUUCUGGAAACUACGAUUGACAUGUGUUCCAGACCGGAAUGGAUCAAUGGAUGGAUCGUUUAUCUGCUACAAGAUGGAGAACCCGAGAUCAUGAAUGUUAUCGACGCGGGAGUAGAAGAUAUGAGUGGAGCCAUGUCGCAAGCAAAGACAGAUGCUGAUUCGGGAAAGGGCCAUAGUAGGCGAGUGAGCAGGGCUGAAGAGGCGAUGCAAGAAGCCAUGCGAGAAGCUCAAAGACUCAACGAGAUGAUUGCUGAGGAUGAGGCCCGACGGAAGCAUGGAUUGGUUCCAAGCGAGCAUGAGGAAACCAGCUCGGUGACAACAGAUGCGGGAAUGGCGACUCCUACAUCGUCGGACAGUGACCGGAAUCGACAGGGAGAACGGUCAACGGAGUCGUCUACGGUCUUUGAUAUCGACGGCAAUGCAAUCGCUUCUAGCCGCCCCAGUCCAAGCAAAGAGCAAGCUUCCUUUACCGACUUUGAUCAGCUGGGCGAUUGUAUCCAAACCCCGGUACAACCGGUAUCUGUCGCUCCACCACCGGCCGAGGUCAUGGUGGCAAUGCCAUUGACGUUGUACAACGCGUCCCUUACAAUCAUGGAUCUCAGCGACGGGCCCGAGAGGUCCUCAUUCAAACAAAAACCCAACAAUGAGUAUCUGCUGCAAAUCGAACCAGCCUCACAACGAUAUCCUGGAUGGAUGGUGACUCGCCGGUAUGCAGAUUUUGAGCCGCUUCAUAAAACCUUGACUACGAUUGCUCGCCUCUCGGGUGUCCCUGAGUUUGGACAACAGUAUCCCACCCUACCUGGCUGGAAGGGACAGACCAGUUCGGGUCUGUUGCAAAGUUUGGAGAACUAUUUGCGGUUCUCUCUCAAGUUCGAGUCCUUGGCAGAGACCGAAGUGAUGAAGAAAUUCCUGGAUAAAGAGACAGGUCUGCAAAAGGCUCCCGCCCAUAGUAAAAAUGUUCUGGUUCAGGGGGGAGCAGCCUUGGAGAAUGUCGGCAAAAAUUUCAUCAAUGUCCUGGGCCAAGGUGGAAAGAACAUUGCUGGCGGGGGUAAAGCAGUUCUGGGAGGAGUGCAGGGGGUCUUUGGUGCUGUGGCGACCGGCGUGGGCGGGGCUCCCAAAAAAUUGACUCCUGCUUCUCGACCUGCACCGCAAUUCUCAAGGACUGACACAGCUUCUUCCUCGAAUUUCAGGUACAGUCAGGAAUUGUCGAGACAAAGCACGGAAAGCUUGGAUGUCAAGCCUCCGCCACUCCCGCCCAGACAAGACGCCCAUACUUCGAGCCCGGCACGGCAUUCGAAGACGUCGUCAGUCUUAGGGGAUUCUACCCCGCCCUCGGAGGAGGUCCUGUCUACACCACCCCCACCGAGUAUGAUUCCCGACGAUUACGAGCCGCCCACUCUAGCCAAACCGGAGACUCCACCCCGGUCACGACAGGAUACGAUUGUGGCGAAUCCAGCACCACCAGCUCCGUCUUCCCAAAUGGAGGAAACAGGAAUAACACCUGCAUCGAGCCACGUGUCAACGACACCCCGACGGAGGGCGAAAAAAGAUAUCCCCAUCUCCGAGGAAGAGACUCGGAUCCUGGUCGAGCUGAUCUUUGCCAUUCUCACUGAGCUCUACUCACUCUCCGGGGCAUGGUCAAUUCGACUGUCUCUUCUGGGAGCUGCAAGAACGUUUCUCCUCCGGCCGAACAAUCCUCAACUCGAGUCGAUCCGGGUCCUUCUGCAGGAAAGUGUGGUCGAGACCAAUUUCUCUGAUAAAGGACUGGCCACCCAUAUCAACACCCUCCGAGAAAACACGUUACCGACCGAGGAAGAGCGUGCCAAAUGGCCGGAAGAGAUAACGUCGGAAGAGAAGGAGAAGCUUCGGAAGAAGGCACGAAAACUGCUGGUUGAACGAGGCAUGCCCCAGGCAUUGACCAGUGUCAUGGGAGCGGCUGCCACCGGCGAAGCCUUGGGCAGAGUAUUUGAUUGUCUGCAGGUGGAAAAUGUAGCGAGAGGAUUGAUCUUUGCCCUUUUGCUGCAAGCCAUCCGAGCUACAACGCAGUAG